AUGUCUACGUUAGCGAAGCCCCGGUCGGAUAUGACCCAAGAAGAACUUUUAGCGAAAGAGCAAGAAGAGUUCAAUGUUGGUCCCCUUUCUGUUCUGACACAGUCCGUGAAGAAUAAUGCGCAAGUGUUAAUUAAUUGUCGCAACAACAAAAAACUUCUCGGCAGAGUUAAAGCUUUUGAUAGGCAUUGCAAUAUGGUAUUGGAAAGUGUGAAGGAAAUGUGGACAGAACUGCCAAAGACCGGCAAGGGUAAAAAGAAAGCUAAACCAGUUGCUAAAGAUCGUUUUAUUCCGAAGAUGUUUUUACGGGGUGACUCGGUUAUUUUGGUCCUCAAAAACCCUAUGGGUGCGCCCGAAUCGACUUGA
Molecule: messenger RNA, 363 nt
Organism: Enterobius vermicularis (human pinworm)
Lineage: Eukaryota; Metazoa; Nematoda; Chromadorea; Rhabditida; Oxyuridae
Source: the annotation of a GenBank genome assembly